AUGGACAAGGAUGAUAUUUUAGCACAUUGUGUGUCUGAAUGGGGGGAGAGUAUUAGAAAAGAAUACCAAAGACUUUUUGAGCUUAGAAGUUUUUUUGAUGUUCCUGUAAUGGCCUUGACUGCAACAUCCACAAAAGAAGUAAAAGCCGACAUUUUAAAGUAUUUACAGUUAUCUGAUGAGUACCCAAAUAAUAUAUUAAUAGAAAUGUUCCAUAAAAGUACACACCAAGACUCAAAAGAUAGAAUUUUAAAAGAAUUCAAACUGAAAGAAAGUAAGAUCCGAUGUGUGAUUGCUACAGUUGCUUUGGGUAUGGGUCUAGACAUACGGGACGUAGACUUGGUUGUACAUAUUGGAUGCCCUAAAUCUGUACUUUCUUACUGGCAAGAGGCAGGCCGUUGUGCGAGAGAUGGUCGACAAGGAUGUUGUUCUGUGUGCAUUGAAAAGUGUCCAGGCCAAAAGAGAUGCUUUUUCAAUGUGCAGACUUUCCUUAACAAAGAACGUGAAGAUGACAAAAACUAA
This is a messenger RNA of Mytilus californianus (California mussel), 519 nucleotides long. RefSeq lists its product as uncharacterized. NCBI's taxonomy places the organism in Eukaryota, Metazoa, Mollusca, Bivalvia, Mytilida, Mytilidae. The transcript is spliced from 4 exons. Gene Ontology annotation, molecular function: four-way junction helicase activity; 3'-5' DNA helicase activity. Gene Ontology annotation, biological process: double-strand break repair via homologous recombination. Gene Ontology annotation, cellular component: chromosome; nucleus; cytoplasm. Bases 1 to 519 code for a protein of 172 amino acids. The record is from RefSeq and is a predicted model, not a curated record.